AUGCAGGCAGCGAAGGAGGAUUCAGUCGGCGAGCUGCAGACGCUGCUGGCAGCUGGUGCGGACGUGCGGGCGAGGGAUGAGGGCGAGCGCAGGUACACCGCCCUACACUGGGCAGCAGAGAAGGGACAUGAGAAGGCUGCGAGGUGCCUGGUGGAGGCUGGAGCAGAGGUCGACGCCAGGAGCAGCGACCGGCAGGAGACGCCCCUGCACAGGGCUGCAUACAAUGGCCACGAGGCUGUGACGCGGCUGCUGCUGGAGGCAGGGGCGGAGGCUGAUGCCAGGAGAAAAACGCAGAGCACGCCCCUGCACCUGGCUGCAUAUCAUGGCCACGUGGCUGUUGUGCGGCUGCUGCUGGCGGCCACUCCUUACCACAACGCCAGGAAUCAGUGGGGGCGAACACCGCUGCACUAUGCGGCUGAGAACGGCCACGCAGAGGCGGCUUCUGCACUGCUCGAGGCUGGAGCUGACCGCUGGGCCAAGAACAAUGACGGGAAAACCCCACUGGACCUCGCCACGCAGAACAACCACCAGCAGCUGAUAGACAUGCUAACCUCAGAGUCAUCAACAAUGGAGCCCACCAAUGAGGUUAUGGAGACCACAGCCGUGGACCUGGGCGCCCUUCUGGACGCAGGGGACGGCGCAGUCGUCACGCUGGUGGCGGGUGGCACCCGUCUCGUGGCGCACAGGGCCGUGUUGGCCGAUAGAAGUCCUGUGUUUGGCGGCAUGUUUCGGCACGACACACUGGAAGCCAGCGCCGGUGAGGUCGCAGUCCCGGACGUGGAGGGCCCGGUGCUGCGCCAGCUGGUCGCCUACCUCUACACCCUCCAGGCCCCUCAGCUGCCCAGCCUGGCACCCCAGCUUCUGGCAGCCGCUGAUAAAUACGGCGUGUCGGCCCUGAAGGCUCGGUGCGAGCAGCUCGUGGCUGCUCAGCUGUCUGUCGAGACUGCGGCGGCCACAGCUGUUCUGGCGAUCAGGCACUCCUGCACCAGCCUCAGGCAGGCCGCUGUUAACUUCAUAAAGGCCAACGUCACGCAGGUUAUGACCACGCGGGGUUGGGCUGACGCAGUGCGCACUCAUCCAGAAGACGUGGUCACACUGGGUCAGCUGCUCGCGGAUCCUCCAGCAGAAGCCAGCGCGCCGGCCUCUGCAGACGGCAGUGAGCCGCAGGGAGACCGCGGCCGCACCCCUGCCACUGCUGCGCCGCCCACGGCCAGCCGCACCGCUCCUCCGCCAGAUGACUCUGCCGUCUCUCGCCUGCGGUCUGGCUGCUGUACACAGAAAGCGGCAGAUUCUGGGGAUGCUAAGGCAAUGUACGAUGGUAUUAAGAAAGCAUUUGGACCAACUGUCAGAAAAACAGCUCCUCUGAAGUCCAAGACGGGUGAAGUCGUUACUGAUGAAGGCAACCAAAUGGAACGCUGGGUUGAACACUACCUCGAGUUGUAUGCAGCCGAGAAUGAAGUUAGCAAGGAUGCAUGUGACGCCAUCAAACAAAUGCCAGUUAUGGAAGAACUAGAUGCAAUGCCUUCUAAGGAAGAACUCAGUAGAGAAAUAGAUUCCCUUGGUAACGGAAAGGCCCCAGGUGAAGAUGGGAUCCCUGCAGAGGUUAUUAAGUAUAACAAGAGCCUUCCUGAAAAGGAGAAGAAGAGCAGGCUGAUUCAGGCAGCGAAGGAGGAUGCAGUCACCGAGCUGCAGACUCUGCUGGCAGUUGGUGCGGACGUCAGGGCGAGGGAUGAGGACGAAGACAGGUACACCGCCCUGCACUGGGCAGCAGGCAAGGGACACGAGAACGCAACGAGGUGCCUGUUGGAAGGUGGAGCAGAGGUGGACGCCAGGACCAGCGGCUGGCAGGAGACGCCCCUGUACAGGGCUGCAUACAAUGGCCACGAAGCUGUGGUGCGGCUGCUGCUGGAGGCAGGGGCGGAGGCUGAUGCCAGGAACAAAACGAAGAGCACGCCAUUGCUUGCGGCUACAGAGAAAGGACAUGUGGCUGUGGUGCGGCUGCUGCUGGCGGCCACUCCUUACCACAGCGCUAGGAAUCAGUGGGGGCGAACGCCGCUGCACUAUGCGGCUCUGAACGGCCACGCAGAGGCGGCAUCUGCACUGCUCGAGGCAGGGGCGGACCGGACCACCAGGGACAGCCAGGGAAAAACCCCACUGGACUUCGCCAGGGAGAACAACAACCAGCAGAUGAUAGACAUUCUAAGGAGGUCCUCGGGACACCAGAGUGCCCCUGGCUGCCAGCACUGGUCGCAGGUGGGAGCAGCCGAGUCCAGCCUCUGUGGUGGUCCGAGGCGGCUCCGGCUGAGUCCGCUCUUCAGGCGGGCAGUGUGCUCUGAGGUUAUGGAGACCACAGCCGUGGACCUGGGCGCCCUUCUGGACGCAGGGGACGGCGCAGUCGUCACACUGGUGGCGGGCGGCACCCGUCUUGUGGCGCACAGGGCCGUGUUGGCCGAUAGAAGUCCCGUGUUUGGCGGCAUGUUUCGCCACGACACACUGGAAGCCAACACCGGUGAGGUCGCAAUCCCAGACGUGGAGGGCCCGGUGCUGCGCCAGCUGGUCGCCUACCUCUACACCCUCCAGGGCCCUCAGCUGCCCAGCCUGGCCCCCCACCUGCUGGCAGCCGCUGAUAAAUACGGCGUGUCGGCCCUGAAGGCUCGGUGCGAGCAGCUCGUGGCCGCUCAGCUGUCCGUCGACACUGCGGCAGCUGCAGCUGUUCUGGCGAUCAGGCACUCCUGCACCAGCCUCAGGCAGGCCGCCGUUAACUUCAUCAAGGCCAACGUCACCCAGGUUAUGACCACGCAGGGUUGGGCUGAUGCGGUGCGCACUCAGCCUGAAGACGUGGUCAGACUGAGUCAGUUGCUCGCGAGUCCUCUGGCAGCAGCCAGCGCGCCGGCCUCUGCAGACGGCAGUCCGCGCCCCGGCAGUGGGCCGCAGGGAGACCGUGGCCGCACCCCUGCCACUGCUGCGCCGUCCACGGCCAGCCGCACUGCUCCUCCGCCAGAUGACUCUGCCGUCUCUCGCCUGCGGAACAUUCCGGAAAAGGAGAAGAACAGGAGAUUGAUUCAGGCAGCGAAGGAGGAUGCAGUCAAUGAGCUGCAGGAUCUACUGGCAGCUGGUGCGACCGUCGGGGCGAGGGAUGACCGCGAGAGCAGGUGGACCACCCUCCACUGGGCAGUAGAGAAGGGACAUGUGAAGGCAGCGAGGUGCCUGGUGGAGGGUGGAGCAGACGUGGACGCCAGGACCAGCAACUGGCAGGAGACGCCCCUGCACAGGGCUGCAGUUCAUGGCCACGAGGCUGUGGCGCGGCUGCUGCUGGAAGCAGGGGCAGAGGUUAAUGCCAGGAACAGCAAGCAGAGGACGCCCCUCCACCUGGCUGGGUACCAUGGCCGUGAGGCUGUGGUGCGGCUGCUGUUGGCGGCCACUCCCUACCACAACGCCAGGGAUCAGUGGGGGGACACGCCGCUGCACGAUGCAGCUCUGCAGGGCCACGCAGGGGUGGCAUCUGCACUGCUGGAGGCUGGGGCUGACCGCAGGGCCAGGAAUAUCCAGGGGAAAACACCACUGGACCUCGCCAGGCAGAACAACCACCAGCAGCUGAUAGACAUGCUAAGAUGA
This is a messenger RNA of Schistocerca serialis cubense, 3615 nucleotides long. RefSeq names its product serine/threonine-protein phosphatase 6 regulatory ankyrin repeat subunit B-like. The transcript is spliced from 11 exons. The record is from RefSeq and is a predicted model, not a curated record. The coding region runs from base 1 to 3615 and encodes 1204 amino acids. Gene Ontology annotation, molecular function: protein binding. Lineage: Eukaryota; Metazoa; Arthropoda; Insecta; Orthoptera; Acrididae.